Molecule: messenger RNA, 2469 nt
Organism: Vitis riparia (riverbank grape)
Lineage: Eukaryota; Viridiplantae; Streptophyta; Magnoliopsida; Vitales; Vitaceae
Product: fimbrin-2-like
Exons: 14
Coding region: 206-2230 (674 amino acids)
Biological process (GO): actin filament network formation; actin filament bundle assembly
Cellular component (GO): cytoplasm; actin filament; actin filament bundle
Molecular function (GO): actin filament binding
Source: RefSeq, a predicted model, not a curated record
UGAAUUCUCAAAACAACUUUGAAAGCUCUGACAGCCACAUCCAUGUCCCAUAUGUUCACUCCCCCCCACUCUCUGCUCAACCAAAAGAGAUCAUCUUCCUUUUCCUUUCCGUUCAUUACUCCUCACCUUCCUCUCAAAAAUCUUCAUCAUCUUCUUCUUGUUGCGGAUCAUUGUCUGAAUCUCAAUCUAUCGAUUUGAUUUUGGUAUGGCUGGUGGUGGUGGAGGUGGAGGUGGUUAUUUUGGAGUUCUGGUGUCAGAUCCAUGGCUCCAGAACCAGUUCACGCAAGUGGAGCUCAGGGGCUUGAAGGCUCAUUUCAUGAGCAUGAGGCGAGAGGGCGACAAUGGACGGCUCAGCCUCCGGGAUUUGUCCUCCAAGAUGUCCAGGCUCAAGGUUGUUGGGGAGAAUCUGAGCGAGGAGGAGCGCGCUUCGUUUCUCCGAGAUUCGUACCAGAACUUGGACGAGGAUCUUGAUUUCGAGCUCUUUUUGAGGGUCUAUUUGAAACUGCUAGCUCAUGCGAGUUCUAGAGUCGGAAGUGCUGCGAAAAACUCAUCCGCAUUUCUCAAGGCUGCUACCACCACUUUGCUUCACACGAUUAGCGAAUCCGAGAAGGCGUCCUAUGUUGCACAUAUUAACAAUUACCUUGGCGAAGAUAAGUUUUUAAAGCAAUAUCUUCCCAUGGAUGCUUCCACCAAUGAUCUGUUCGAGAUUGCUAAGGAUGGAGUUCUUCUAUGUAAGCUCAUCAAUGUGGCAGUUCCCGGAACAAUUGAUGAACGUGCCAUUAACACGAAGAGAGUACUCAAUCCUUGGGAGAGGAAUGAAAAUCACACCCUCUGCCUCAACUCUGCCAAAGCUAUUGGAUGUACUGUGGUCAAUAUCGGGACACAGGACUUCAUUGAAGGAAGGCGCCAUCUUGUGCUUGGUUUAAUUUCUCAAAUCAUCAAGAUUCAACUUUUAGCUGAUCUCAACUUGAAGAAAACACCUCAGUUGGUGGAGUUGGUUGAUGAUAGUAAGGAUGUGGAGGAGCUGAUGAGUCUACCACCAGAGAAGAUCUUACUUCGGUGGAUGAAUUUUCAACUGAAGAAAGCAGGAUAUAAGAGAAUAGUUACAAACUUCUCUACUGAUGUGAAGGAUGGAGAGGCAUAUGCUCACCUUUUAAAUGUGCUUGCACCUGAGCAUAGCAAUCCAUCUACAUUAUCUGUGAAAGAUCCUUUAGAAAGGGCAAAGUUAAUUCUUGAACAUGCAGAUAGGAUGGGUUGCAAGAGAUACUUAACCGCAAAAGAUAUUGUGGAAGGUUCUCCAAAUCUUAACCUUGCUUUUGUUGCACACAUUUUUCAACAUAGGAAUGGGCUGUCAACCCAAGCGAAACAGAUAUCUUUUCUUGAAACUUUACCGGAUGACACCCAAAUCUCUAGAGAAGAGAGAGCAUUUCGCUUUUGGAUAAAUAGUCUUGGAAAUUCAACAUAUAUCAACAACGUUUUUGAAGAUGUGAGAAAUGGGUGGGUACUUUUAGAGACUCUUGACAAGGUGUCUCCAGGGAUUGUUCAUUGGAAGAUUGCAACUAAGCCUCCCAUUAAAAUGCCAUUCAGAAAAGUAGAAAACUGCAAUCAAGUUGUAAAGAUUGGGAAACAAUUAAAGUUUUCCCUGGUUAAUAUUGCUGGAAAUGAUAUUGUACAGGGAAACAAGAAAUUAAUAUUGGCUUAUUUGUGGCAAUUGAUGCGAUUCAACAUCCUCCAACUUCUAAAGAACUUGAGGUUUCAUUCCCAUGGGAAGGAAAUCAUUGAUGCUGAUAUUCUUGAAUGGGCUAACAGCAAAGUGAGAAGUUUGGGAGGUCAAAGUCACAUGGAUAGUUUUAAGGAUAAGAGUUUGUCAGAAGGCAUUUUUUUCCUUGAGCUACUUAGUUCUGUGCAGCCUAGAGUUGUAAAUUGGAGUCUUGUUACGAAAGGACAAACCGAUGAGGAGAAAAAGAUGAAUGCCAGUUAUAUCAUCAGUAUUGCAAGGAAACUUGGAUGUUCAAUAUUUUUGCUUCCUGAAGACAUCACAGAGGUAAAUCAGAAGAUGAUCCUCACACUGACAGCAAGUAUCAUGUACUGGUUUCUGAAACAACCUGUUGAAGAAAGACCAUCUGGAGCUUCAGAUAGUGAGAAUGGGAGCCAAUCUGAGACAAUCUCAAACUCGACAAUGGAUGACACUGCUUCGGAGUCAUCAAUAGAAGAGAAUGGGACUAGAUGAAUAGGUGUUUCCUGCAGAACUUUUGCUAAAGUUCUAUAGAUUCUUUCCCCCUCUUGAUUUGUUUUCUUCUUCUUGGAUUCAAAUUUGAUGUUGAAGAUCAGUGUAUGGCAUUGAUACAUGUAUUUCUGAAGCAAAUUUUGCGAAAAGCAUAUAUGCAUAUGUGAAUAGUGUUUUUUCUUUUUCAAAAAUAUAUUUGUACUGUAUUUAUUUUGUUUGAGCUAUGACUACAAUUUUUGCUG